AAACCAGUGAAAGUUGCAAGUACAGCAAGUAGCGGACCAGCGACCGCAGAAACAUGGAAAGCACUCGAGCAGAGUUCGCAGGGUACACGGAAAGACGAUGAAGAUACCUCUGCAGGUGAGGAGAAAACCGUUUCGGUCUGAAUCCUUUUCUUAAACAAUUAGACCAAAAUUCAGUGACAAUUCGACAUUUGCCAUUCAUCGAGUGCAGCUCUGGAAAAUUCAAAGUCUGCGGAAUUGUCAGUAUUUUGUGCCCAACAGAGGCUUCUUCGAGUCCUAUAAACUAUGGGGCAGUUAUUGUAGGGAACAAUCGUCUCGGUUAGCUGAACCAUCUGGAUUUUCCACGAUUCUGGGUAAAAAUAACAAUUUUUCUGGUCAGUCGUUGGUGAGAUUAGAUAAAAUUGACCGUUAAUCGUUGGAGUUGCAUCGUCUCAUCACAACCACUUGAGGUAAUGUCUUUGCUGUAUGUGGAGUACAGGCUUAGCAUGUAUGGCGCGGUAACUAGGACAAAUCGAUGUGCUACACCUUUUAAGUGAAGACGUACACCUUUAAAGUGGCAAGGUACACGUUUAAAAUGAUGACGUACACCUUUAAAGUGACGAGGUACACCGUUAAAGUGAGGAGGUACAUUUUUGAAUUGACGACCUACAUCUUUGAAGUGACGACCAGUAUGUUUUUUAAGCGUCUAGAGCGUCUCGGGAAACUUCAGGACUCUCGGGAAAACAAAACUAACUGGUUUCCCGAGUGACCUAACAAUAAGUGUUUUGUUAUAUCUCUAAGAAGUUCCCAGAAGAAAAACAGCAGCCAAGGGAGGAAAAAGAUACGGAUAAUAUAAGGACAGUACUUUGUAAAUCAAUAAUUGCGUGGUUUUGAGAAUUAAAUUUGUGUUGUUAUAAGUACCGAGUCGACUGUUUUGGUUCGCUCCGGUUAUUCUUUUGUUGCUGUUGAAGUGAAAGUCUGGAAAUAUAACAAAACACUUAAUGUCAGGUCCCUCGAGAAACCAGUUAGUUUUGUUUUCCCUCUAGUCCUGAUGUUUCCCUCGACUUCGUGUCGGGAAAACAAAAGUGUUUCCCAUGGGAUCUGACAUGAAGUGUAUACUGUUACUUUUAGUAUCACCACGCUCUCCAAAACAAAUACUUUCUGAAUGCUCGCUUAAACGACAAAUGCUGCUUUAAAGAGUUUUGGGACUUUUGGGUUAUGUCCACACUAUAACGGAUAGAGCGAUUUUCGUAUGACCUUGAAAUGAAAACGCGCGAACAAAACAAAAACAGCAAACGAACGGAAAUAAAGCGAUUUGAUUGGUUUAUCGAACGGAUACAAACGCACCUGGCUUUUGGUUGGUUAAGCGAACGCUCGGUUGAAAAAACGUCAUGCCCGAAGAACUUUCUAGAAAUUGCUUUGACGUCAUACUGCAACACGAUUGGUCAAGCGAACAAUGCCUUCUCCAUAUUAGGGUUUUCUUUGGCGGGAAAACGAAGAGUCCAUGUUUUGUUCUUUUCAUCCAUUGGCCGCUAAAACAAAUAACAAACACUCAUGGAAACCAUUUUUCAAGGUCAUACGAAAAUCGCUCUAGCUUUUGCGCUGACACGAAAAAGGAUAGGGCUUCUGUUCACACACAAGAACGGUGAUUUUGGCGCGAUUUCUGUAACGGAGAGAAGCUAAGCCGCGCGCACAGGAGAGUCACAUAUCGGACAGGAGGUGAUCGAACUAUACUGGAUAGCUUUUCGUGUAGGCUCGAAAAGCUUUCCUGUAUAGUGUGAACAUAGCUUUAGAAUCACGUUUACUGCUAACGAGAAAUAUCAAUUUGUACCGGCCACAUGAUCGAAUUUUGCCUUUUUAAUUGUAAAUUUCAUUUUAUUUACCCAAAAAAGACGUUUUGUGACAAUUUCGUCCUUAAAAAUCAUUUUGGUCAGUUCUUAUCUGCUUAUUUCUUGACAAUUACUUAGAAAUUUGGCUGAAAAGCACCUAAUUUUUUAGCCUGCGAAACAGGCGUUUUUUUCGCGUUUUUCAGGCGAGCGAAGGAAAGCGCGAGGCGGGUGUGGAGCGCCCUCCCCCGCUGCGCGUGUCUGGUGCACCUCGCUUGCUUUGUGCUUGCCUUCGCUGGCUUGAAAAACGGGUCCCUGCCAAAAAAUACACUUGUUGUGCGAAACCUUGUAAGCACAAUAAAUGGGCAAAGCUCAGCCUCAAAAAAUUAUCCUCGAUAUUUAUUGUAACUGCAUUUUUACCACAAGUUAGUCCACUAACCGGAGCCACUAACAUACAAUGAUGGGAAGAAUAACUGCAAAAAGACGUAAAAGUUUGGUUUACAUUCUUUUUCAGGAGCAACUGCUAGCGCUAUCAAGGAUUGGGACACGGAAGAGGAAGUAUCCUUUACUUGAUCUUAACAGGUUGAUUAGACUGUAAUCAUCUAUUUGGGUUUAAAUAAGGAAGAAGAUGUGGUGGAGGAGAGUAUGGAGGUGCCAGGGAUCUCCUUUAGGAAGGUUAUAAAGGAAAUGAAAUCGUCUUUAAACAAACUGUCCGAAAUUAUUUUAAAGUGGGAGCUGUUUUUAUUAGAUUUCGCUUUUCCUUCUUUUGUAAAUUUUAUGUGCUUUUAUGCUGUUUUUAGGCUGUUUUCACUUAAGUUUUUUACUUUGCAAUUCUCCAGUUUAAUAUGUUCGUUUAGUUUAAAAUGAGUUCAGUCAAUGUAUCUUUUUCUAUUCACGGUCAGCUAAGAUUCCAAAAAAGCAACCAUUUUUUUCGAAAAAUAUCCCGAAACUUUUCGGGAGGGGUGAGCAUGUGACACCCACCCUGAAAUUAUCGGGUGAAACGUUUAGUGAAUUAAAUUUGCGAUCUUUGAUUUUACGCGUUUUGAGAAAUACAGGUUUAAAUCGUUUUCGAGAGCUUUUCCGGGCGAAAUUUUGGUUCGUUCGGAACGCCCUUGCCAUGGCAUGUUGUUUCCAGUGUUGAUGAAAACAGACGUUUCUGAGAGCGAAUACAUUCUUCAGCAAAGGAAGUUACUAAACGAAGCGUGACACCAUGGAGUAAGAAAUCCAUGUCCAUCUGAGUUAAAACGGGUUAUCACUUGACAGCGCUGUUCGGCCACCUGGCAGAUCUAAACCAACUUAAACAGACAUGAAAAUGAAAAUAUAUAAUGUGUAGGAUGGUGUGCAGAUGAUGAUGAUGAUGAAACCUUUAUUUAAGUGUCAUAAAAUUCUAGUACAUUACAGUACUAAUUGGGGACACUAAAACAAAGCUAAUUAAAAUAAAGUAAAAUUAUCAUAAUUAAGACUUAAGAAUCUAAAAUUCCUAAAAAAUAUGUACAAUUUAUAUCAAAUUAAUCAUAUAAAAUUUAAAAACAUUUAUCACGAAAAUUUACAUAUCAUAUUAGGUAUUACAUAAAUAGCAAGAGGCACAGCUACUGUUGUCCAAUGCGGAGAUAUCUCUACAGUUUAUCAUUCGUUUGAAGUCUUUCAGAGUUGGUGCAUUUCUCUCAGAGCUGGACAACUUGGACCAUAACAAUGGGCCCAAGUAUCUGAUGGAAUGCCUUCCAUACUUUACAGUAUUGUAUCUUGGAAGGAUAAAGUCUGAGUUUCGGAGGCUGUAUGGCUUUAAAUCAUUUCUUUUGACAAUGUUUUCAAAGUAACCUGGCGCCAUUUGGUGCUUAACCUUGUACAUCAGAAAUAGUAUGUCCUUCAACCUUCUUUCAUUUAAUGUAUCUAGAUUAGCAGAGCAACACUGACAAAUAAGUAAGUUUUGUUUAGUAACUUUCUUUUAUCGAGACUCCAUUCACCGCUAAUUAUUUUCCCCAUCCUUGACCACUGUCAGAACAUUACAUCCCCGUUGUUGAUGCCUACCAUCCACAUACCAAUUGUCAGUUUGCCUGUCUGCGAACCCCAGCUGGUGACAGAACUAACACACAUUAUACAAGAAGGCGAAACGUUUGAAAAACUCGGCAUCAGCUUUGCCCUGCAAUUUGAUUUCGAUUACUGGAAAAGAAACCAUGUACUUCCACAUUACCUACUGGGAAGAGCGUGCAGGGGUUACAGCGUCCAAACUGGAAGGUUCAGCCUAUUGUACCCGCGUCGUAGAGUGUUCAUAGAUGACCUAUUAGCAGACAGGUCACAAGAACAAAAGGCGUAUUUGGAUCGUGGCAUCUACUAUGCCAGUAUCGGGAAUUUAAGUUUAGCCAUAGACGACCUUGAAAGCCACCUUCUAAGCAAGGGAACAUCAUCAGACAGGUCACAAGAGGGACACGCGUAUAGAAUUCUUGGUAUCUGCUAUGCCAGUGUCGGACUAUUUAAUACCGCCAUAGGAUACCUUGAAGAUCACCUUCAAGAGGCGAAAGACUUAAAAGACUUUUCGCAAGAAGGAAACGCGUAUUUGAAUCUUGGCAUCUGCUACGCCAGUGUCGGGGAGUGUGAAAAGGCUAUAAACUACCUUAAACUUCACCUUCUAUUCGCGAAAACAUUAAAAGACAGGUCACGAGAGGAAAACGCGCAUGAGGCUCUCGGCAUCUGCUAUGCCAGUGUCGGUGAUUAUAAAAACGCCAUUGACCACCUUGAAAGUCACCUUCAAAUCGUGAAAGAAUUAAGUGUAACACGCAGGUCACGAGUUGAAAAAUUAGAAAAAGCGUACAAGAAUCUUGGCCUCUGCUGUGCCAGUGUCGGGGAUUAUGAAAAGGCCAUUCAGUACUUUGACCGUCACCUUCAAAUCGCGAAAGAAUUAUCACACAAGUCAGAAGAAACAAUUGCGUACAUGUAUCUUAGCAUCUGCUAUACCAAUAUCAGGAAUAGUAAAGAGGCUAUAGACCACCUUGAACGUCAUCUUAAAAUGGCGGAACAAUCACUAAAGUUAUCACAACUGCGUAACCGUUCUGCGAAUCUUUGCAUCUACCAUGCCAAGAAUCGUAAAGAGGCCAUAUUCCACCUUGAAAUCGCGAAAGUAUUACCAGACAAGUCACAAGAGGGAAACGCCUAUGGGGAUCUUGGCAUCUAUUAUGCCAGUGUCGGGGAAUUUAAAAAGGCCAUAGAACACCUUGAACGUCACCUUCAAAUCGCAAAAGAAUCAUCUUACAGAUCACAAGAGGGAAUUGCGUAUGGAAAUCUUGGUAUCUCUUAUACAAGUCUCGGAAAUUUUAUAAAGGCAGCAGACUGCCUGGAACGCCAACUUGAAAUUGCGAAAACAGUGGGGAACAGAUCACAAGAGGGAAUCGCGUAUGGGAAUCUUGGCAUCUCAUAUGCAAGUCGUGGAGAUUUUAAAAUGGCCAUAGACUUCUUCGAAAGUCAACUUGAAAUCGCGAGAGAAUUGGAAAACAAGUCACAAGCGGGAUGUGCGUACCGUAAUCUUGGCAUUUCCUAUGCAAGUCUUGGUAAUUUCAAAAUGGCCGAAGACUGCCAUGAACGUCUACUCGAAAUUGCGAAAAACCUCUCAAAGGGGUCACACCUGUUGCGCUCGCUUAGAAAUCUUGGCUCCUCCUAUGUAAAGGAAAAGGCUGUAGACCUCCUUGAACGUGAACUAGAGACUGUGUUAAAUUUGAGAGACAUGGCUCAAGAAGGAAGCGUGUAUAGGUGUCUUGGAAACGUCUAUCACAAUCAUGGGUUUUUCGAAAAAUCUAUAGAUUAUCAUGUGCGCCGUAAACAAGUAGCGAAAAAAUUGGGAAACAGAUCAGAGGAAAGUAGUUCCUACGAAAGUCUUGGCAACGCCUAUCUAAGUCUCGGGGAUUUUGAUAAGUCCAUCCUUUACUUUAAUCUUCAAUUACUAAUCGCGAAAGAAUUAGGAGACAGGUUGCAAGAAGGAGGCGCACAUGGAAAUCUUGGAAAGGCUUUUUACGGUGUCGGAGAUAUUUCAGAGGGCUUAAGCCACUUUGAUCAGCAACUGACUAUUGCGAAAGAAGUUGGGCAUAAGUGGCAAGAGGGAAGUGCGAAUGAAAAUCUUGGCAACGUCAAUUUUUGUCUUGGAGAAUUUAGAAAGGCCAUAUGCCACUUUAAAUGCCAGCAAAAAGUCGCAAAUGCAGUUGGAAACAAGUCCCAAGAGGAAAGUUCGUACGAGAACCUCGCCGACACACAUCGCAGUCUGGGAGAUUUCAAAACAGCCAUGGACUACUGUGAACGCCACUUAAAGGCUACAACUGAACUUAAAGGUAGGUCGCUUGAAAGACGUCACGAGAAUAGUCGAUUAGCUACGCAAGGUUAAUAAGGUUAAUCUUGAGUUAAUGACAAAACCUAGCAUACUAGGUAAAGCGAAUUGUGGUGGUAUUAGAGUCCGCAUGAGCAAGAGAUAUUGUCUGAAAAUCUGGGAUCAAUUUAAUGAAACUCUACAAGGGUAAUGUACAAAUGUAGCUAUUGUUUUCAGACUCUAAAACAAUGGCUACACUUGUAAAAGUUUUAUUAAAUUGACCCCUGAUGUCUUCAGAAGUAAAGUUGAGUUCAUGUUUACGACAGGGAACGAAACUGAAGAGAAAGGGAUAAGUAAUGAUCCUUGCAGUUGAACGCAGUUUAUGCAAUUGCGUAGAAGAUCAUUCCUCUUUUGAUUUCAUUUCCGCAGUUCUUACAUAUGAUUUAUUUCAUAUACAUUUGUCACAUUCAUCUCUUUCACGGGAACAGUUCAACACAUAACUGACCAGCUCGCAACAUCAGUGGUUUCAUAGCUUAGUUGGUUAGACCAUCGCACCGGUAUCGCGAGGUCACGACGGGCUCAAAGCCCGUUGAAGUCCUGAAUUUUUUUAAGGUUUUUACGCAAUUGUAUAAAUUGCGUCCACAACUGCGAGAAUCAUUCUUCAUUUGAUUUCAUUUCCGCAGUUCUUAUAUGAUUUAUUUCAUAUACAUUUGUCACAUUCAUCUCUUUCUCGGGAACAUAUGAAAACAUAAUUGACCAGCUCCCUGCAUAAGUGGCUUCAUAGUUGAGUUUAAAAGAGCAUCCACCGUUAUCGCGAGGUCACGUGUUCAAAUCCAGUAGAAGUCCUGCUUCUUACGCAAUUGCAAUUGCAUAUAUUACUUGCACAACUGCGAGGAUCAUUCUUCAUUUGAUAAGCCAGUGUUUCUAGUGUUUGUAAAGCGAGGUUGACAACGGAUAGACGAGAGUUGGUGACUUGGGUUACAGAAAAGUGUCCGAUGUCCGUAUUAACCUCAGCCGUAUAAAAAAUGUUAAUAUAGUAAAUAUAUUGAGCUUUUCGCGGGGACAAACGAACCGUCCGUCAAAUACGGGUGUCCGUAUUUAGCGUCAGUGUCCUGAUUCACCCUUUUACAAAUGGUAAACAAAUUAUACUUUGAAUAUGAACUCACAAUUGACCUGCCCUCCAACAGCUAAGUGAGUUUGUUUUAUUUUUGUGUUUUUACAACAAGGUGACCUCAAGGCGGCAAACAUCGAAGACGUCAUUACCAGUGAAGGAGGUAUAGUGGCUGGAAAGAAUGUCAGGUUGGUUUGCCCCACUGGAGCUGUUGACGAUUCCUUGUCUGUAAAGAUAACAUUAGAGGAUCCGUCAAAUUACUAUUGUAUGAUCGCCUCAAAGGAUCUUGAAAAUGAUGUCAUGAUAGCUGCACCAAUCGUAAAUCUUCAGCCCAAUGGCCAUUUCUUUAAGAAACCCCUUACGUUGACAACUGCACUCAAAAUCAAGCGUUUCAAGAGAGACGAUGUUUUCAUUUUGCAUGGCGCAGAGGCUAGAGAUGGAAAGAUCACAUGGCAAGACGUCACUCGAAACUCAAAGAUCAAUCAGGCAACCGCAGAAGUAGUCAUUGAAUUGGAGAAUUUCUCACUCAUUUUGGUUCUGUUACGUUGGACGUUGAUCUGCGCUAAAGACAUUCUGUCCAGGUUCGAUUUACUGUCGUUUAAGUAUACGUUAGUCGUGUUGUUGAACAAGAACAUUCCCUCUUCAGUCCACGAUGUGCUUGCUCUACUGUUCGUGAGCCAAGACCUCUGUCAUGAACAAUUCUACAGAGAGAACGAGACCUCAGCCCUAGUACAGCUCAAGAAGGAAGGUUUUUUGGAGGUCCACUUGCGUUCCGCUGACGGAUUCGAUGAAAAGCGAAUCUACAACCAUGAAAACCUUCAAGUGAGCAUUCAACUCGGGGAAGACUACAAGCUAGCUGACUGCCAGGACAGAAUAAUUAGUUUCAGUGUAGAUUCUUCUGUUUGGUGGAGUGGAGGAAAGGUGAUCAAACUUCCUCUGGAAUGGAAAAGCGAAGUGCGAUGUCUGUGUGGGACAAUCAGUGUACAAGGAGAAAAUGGGCAUGAGAGCAAGAGGCAUUUUAGCGAAGGAGGUAAAUGUGUGUAGCUAUAGCAUACUCAACCUAGAAUUAUGCCCAUGGUGUCAUAGAUCAGGUCCACGACAGUGGUAUGUCUUUUCUGCAACGCUAUUCAGACCGGGGAGUUGGACUUUUGAAGCCCUCCUUACUAAAAACUUUACAAAUCGAAUAGCUUAAAAACCGUUCGAGCUAUAACCGCUGUAUAAUUUUGGUGGCCGUAUCAUGAGCGGUUUUGAAGUUACUGUUAGGGAGCGUCUCCGAAGUUUCCCGUGGUCACAGGAAGCAAAAAUAAAAAAGCCAGUCUGGUUAGAGUUAAACUAAGGGCGCUUACUAUUGGUCAGAACUGGCCGGCCAGACCAUUCCUAAAUGAAUAAGAAUUUCAAUGUCCGGGCAGACAAUUCCUAGAUAAUAUGCAUUCAGUUGAUGGAUUUUGAAGCGAAAACCCUUUAAAAAAGCCUAUGUCAGUUUGGUUAACGCCCUAAAGUUUGGCCAUUUGUUGAUGACUGAUGUAGUCUGGUUUUUGUCAUUGCUACAACAUCAACCUUAAACACAUAGAGUGAAAGAAUGGUGAAUUUGGGUGUGUGUGUGUCUGGAGGGGGGGGGGAAGAUAUUUGUUCAAGACCGCACUCGAGACCUUUUAGGCAGUUUAAAGAAAGCCAGAUGUUAAACCAAAAGUAAACUUCUCUCUUUUAUUUAGGGCAUUUUGUAUGGCACAUGUGACACCAUGCUUGACCACCUAGGCCAUAUAAGUUCCUGGUUCUGACAUGUCAUUAGUGUUUUUCUUCAUCUUUACUGUGUUAAAGAGGGCCAGAUAAGUAAGCCAACUCCGUGAAUUUUAGGGCUUUAAUACCCGCAAAUACAGUACGCACGACACUUUGGUACCUUCCAACCAGUCCCAUGAGUAAAACUCACUUUGUUCUUUAGUUUGGUAUAAAGAAGUAAAUAAAGGCUCCUGAGUUAAAGACCUUUCGUUAUAAAUGUAACAACAUGUAUGAAUUCGUGCUUCUUCAACAGAUCCUUGUAAUUAUUUAAGAAGGCUACUGGGGUUGGAACAGGACACCGCAUUUAACGUCGUAACUAUUGCUGAGACUCUUAAGGUUCCUAAAGAGUCAAUAAAUGAAAUGAUGAAAAGUUGGAAGGACGACGAUGAGCAGUUGAAACUAAUUUUACAGCCAUGGUCGGAAGAGAGUGCUGACGCAGAAAAUCUUUCUUCUUACAGAAGUCUUCUGGAGGGCUUAACUCGCGAAGGUUAGUUGUGCUUCAGGCGGCUUUGUGUCGUUAUUAUCAGUAAUUAUGGCGCGAUGAAUCUUUUAAUUUCCUACUCGGCAUAAAAUUUAAAGCGCGUUAUUGUUGAGUGGUAGAGGCAUAAGAUGUUGAAAACUAUUUUUACUCCUAGUUUUUCAUCCCAGUCUUUUUCCGCCUUCUUUAUUUUCUUCAUUUGGCAGAACGUAAAAAAAAUAUUUAUCACCAGUUAAAUCGAAUUUUUUCGCAUUAUUACUGCCGAUAGCUGUAGCUCCUCUGAAAUUUUAUUAGACAUCGCGUUAAAACCAAAAAAAAGUUAUUGGAUAUAGUAUGUCAUAAUUCAAUGCCGCGCCUCAGCCUAUAGUAACAACGGAGCUACCUUAAGGUCUCUACCUUCCAUAGCGAUUAGCCACUUUUACAUUCUUUAAACUACUAUAUAUUUUGUUAAAAAAGAUGGAACGGUUGGUCGGUAUCCGCCUUCGCUGGCUUCACUAAAAAACGUUGUGUGGGUAGAGUAAAUGGGUGGGGAAAAGGGUUUACACCGCCUAUGCCAAGAAAAUCGGAAAUGAGCCACUGGCAACGUAAGGAAGUAAACUGACAAAGCUUAACAGCCUUCACAAACGACAGAUUACUACCUUAUUAGAAUUUGACGGUUAUUUCGUUUGUUGGGAGAGUGGUUAAGAGAAUAAUUUAUGCUCUGAUAUUUUUUGUCACCAGAAUACAGAGUUACACCAAGGGGCCAGAUGCAUAUCAGCCAUCUGAGACAGCUUGCCUUGAAGAUAACCGGUUUACAGGGCAUCAACACCGAUAUAGUGAAGAAUUUUUCCUGUAAAGCUACAACACUCUGUAACUCUGUGUUAAGAGAUUGUGGUAUCGAAUUAGGAAUUUCUCCUGAGGAUGUGGAAAGAACCGCCUCGUCUUCUAAUCAAACAGAUUAUUUGAUCGAACAUUUCAUCAAACGUCAACAACUAUCUGAUGAAAUUGCGAAAAACUAUCAACGAGUAUGUUCAUUUUCUAAAGAACCGAACACCAGAAUUUUCCUGGCCAUUGUUCCUCACCUCAUUCAAGACAUCAAGGAAAUUUUCGUUGACCGUGAUAGGUUAGUGCCGCAAAAUGGCUUGAAGGGUCUUCCUGAGAAAGAUAUCAAUCGAUUUUUGUCAAGCGUUUCGAAUGCCCAACAGUACAGCAGAUUCAAAGAACUUGUGUAUGUGGAGUGCCAAAUUCUUGAGAUGUUGUGCCUUGAGAAUCGCAACCAGACGUCAGCCGCUGAAAUUACGAAGUGGAGCGAACGUCUAGCCAUUGACCAAAUGCUUAAUUUUCUAGCAAGGUUUUUCCAGGACUGCGAGGCCGACAUUAAGCUGUGUAAGAGAUUAGACCUUUUUUGUUGCAGCCUACGAGACACAUUGUUAACCGAUGACAAGGGGGUAGACGAAGAUUUCAUGCAAGAUUUUUCCAACGUAAUAAGAGAGCUACUUGAUUUCGCCAAGUUUGAUCCAUCGAAACUGGUGAGAUUUGAACUGGUUGAUUCGAAAAACUCCCCAUUGUCUUGUAACUCGUCUGAUGUUGACAACGUGGAGCACGACGAGUAUGACGGCACAUACUCUCAAAGGUUCAUUAUCAAGAAAGAAUCGGAGGAUGAGCUUCAACUGGGUGCGGCUGCAUGUGUGCACAUUGAUGGGUCAAUUUGCAAGAAAGGAGCAUUCAGUCAGUUAUUAUGCUGA
Porites lobata is the source of this 11179-nucleotide messenger RNA. The record is from the annotation of a GenBank genome assembly. Lineage: Eukaryota; Metazoa; Cnidaria; Anthozoa; Scleractinia; Poritidae.